ACCACCUUCACAAAUUGUAAUAAACUGCUGCAGGCUAGUCCUGGCUAGAGUAAGAUAAGUACAUAAAAGAAGCAAUAAUGAAGUUUGCUGUGACAAUAUUAAUGAUUCUCCCUUUUCUUGCGUCUGCAAGUGGUCUCACGUGCUAUGAAUGCAACAGUAUGGUUUCUACCGGCUGUGGAAAUGGAGAUUUUGACCCCGUGCAGGCUGCUGAGACUACUUGUGAAGGAGAUGAUGUUUGUCUGAAAACGGUUGUUGGAGACCUUGUCGGGCGUAUGUGCGGUCCUGGUAUGAGCACUGGUGAAUCGUGUUACACCUUUGCGGGCAUAGAGACGUGUUAUUGCUCAGGGGAAUUAUGCAAUAAUGCAGUGGGAAAUAGUCUCGGAUUUUUCUUUGCAUUCAUAAGCUUUCUGGUCGCCAAGUAUCUGUAGUUUCGGGUACAUUUUCACAAACAACCGAUCUUUUUAUAUAGAUCUGUGUUAGUACCGUAUGUUAUGACCAUUUACUAAGCAAUAUUCUAAGGUAAAACGUAUGUUUACCCAGCUUUUCCAAGAGUUUAUUUACUAAGUCAUGUAGGCCUAAAUGGUCACCUUUCCUUUUAUACAAAGUCAUCAAACUCAUGCACUGACCGUGCUUUUAAAUUCCAGUUAACACAUUUAUAUUUAAGAGUGUGUUCUAUUUAAUACAUUGAAAUCGUUUUGAAAGAAAAAAAAUUAUUCAGAAAAGAUUCAAAGUGUCGU
Anneissia japonica is the source of this 737-nucleotide messenger RNA. RefSeq lists its product as uncharacterized. The coding region runs from base 78 to 428 and encodes 116 amino acids. Lineage: Eukaryota; Metazoa; Echinodermata; Crinoidea; Comatulida; Comatulidae. The transcript has 4 exons. The record is from RefSeq and is a predicted model, not a curated record. Gene Ontology annotation, biological process: regulation of synaptic transmission, cholinergic; sleep; positive regulation of voltage-gated potassium channel activity.